UCUUCAAACUCAUCAACCAAAGAAUAAGCAACACACACUCUUCCCUCUUUUAACGACAAACACUCUUCGAUCACCACAAAAAUGGCCUCUCGCAACACUAUCCGUCUAUUCACCACCACCUCCCGAACACUCAAGAACCCACUGCAAUCCGCUGCAGACGCCGUCAAAAAGGCUGCCCAGGCUCUUAAGGAAGACGGUUCAAUUGGCAAGCAAUUCACUCCUUCCGGUAAAAUCGGCGGCACCGCCGAGAAAGUCGGCGGACCAUUGUCGUCCAAGGGUGCCAUCGGAAAGCAAUUCACAACAGAGGGAGCUAUUGGCGGAACAGGACAAAGAGCUGCAGAGACUGUAGAGGCCAAGGCUAAAGAUGUUGAGCGGAACCCGCAACGCGCGGAGGCUGAAGUAAGGAGUGGUGCACAGCGGGCUGAGAAAACAGCGAAACGGGCUGUUGAGGACUUUGGAAAGGGUGCGCGGAGGACAGUAGAAGAUGCCAAUGACAGAACAAAGGAUGCUGCCAGAAAAUUUUAAAUGGGGAUUUCCUUGUAGUUUUUCUUUUAUAGCCUGUAUGGACGUCGCUUGUGAAUAGGAUUUGAAGCAAAGAUUCCUCGGCGUUUAUUUACGUUAUUCUAUUUGUUUACUGGCACUUGCGCUCGUCGUAAGCAUUUCUUGGUAGA
Molecule: messenger RNA, 671 nt
Organism: Spizellomyces punctatus DAOM BR117
Lineage: Eukaryota; Fungi; Chytridiomycota; Chytridiomycetes; Spizellomycetales; Spizellomycetaceae
Exons: 1
Coding region: 82-525 (147 amino acids)
Source: RefSeq, a predicted model, not a curated record